AUGUCUGCUUCCCUGAAAACUAACUUCCUAGGUUUUAACUAUGAAAACCCAUUAAUGAAUGCCUCAGGUGUCCAUUGUAUGAGUACUACUGAAUUAGAUGAAUUAGCUAACAGUAAAGCAGGUGCCUUCAUUACUAAGAGUAGUACUCCUAAUGACAGAGCUGGUAACCCAUCUCCACGUUAUUAUUCAGUUCCUUUAGGUAGUAUUAAUUCUAUGGGUCUACCUAACAAGGGGAUCGAUUACUAUUUAGAAUAUGUUCUUGAUCGUCAAGCUAAAUAUCCAGAUGCUGGUCCAAUCUUCUUCUCUGUUGCUGGUAUGAGUGUCGAUGAUAACUUAAACAUGUUACAUAAAAUUCAAGAUAGUAAUUUUAAUGGUGUCACCGAAUUGAAUUUAUCAUGUCCAAAUGUUCCAGGUAAGCCACAAGUUGCUUAUGAUUUUGAACUAACUAUCGAAAUUCUAACGAAAGUAUUUGCUUUCUUUAAGAAGCCAUUAGGUGUAAAACUACCACCAUAUUUUGACUUUGCUCAUUUCGAAAUUAUGUCAGAUAUUCUAAACAAGUUCCCAUUAACUUAUGUUAACUCGAUUAACAGUGUAGGUAAUGGUCUAUACAUUGAUGUAGAAAAGGAAAGUGUUGUCAUUAAGCCAAAGGAUGGUUUUGGUGGUAUUGGUGGUGAAUAUGUUAAGCCAACUGCCCUUGCUAAUGUCCGUGCUUUCUAUACUCGUCUAAACCCAAGUAUCAAGAUUAUUGGUACUGGUGGUAUUAAAACUGGUCAAGAUGCAUUCGAACAUUUACUGUGUGGUGCCACUAUGUUACAAAUUGGUACUGAAUUACAAAAGGAAGGUGUAUCUAUAUUUGACCGUGUGGCGAAGGAAUUACUAGAUAUUAUGAACAAGAAAGGCUAUAAGACAAUUGACGAAUUCCGCGGUAAGUUAAACAGUUUAUAA
Maudiozyma saulgeensis is the source of this 945-nucleotide messenger RNA. The record is from the annotation of a GenBank genome assembly. Lineage: Eukaryota; Fungi; Ascomycota; Saccharomycetes; Saccharomycetales; Saccharomycetaceae.